UUCUCUCUCUCUCUCUCUCUCUCUCUCUCUAGCUCGAGCUCGAGCUCGAGCUCGAUCGGGAUGAUGAACCGGUUCGAACCGGACGGGAGGAAAAAACCGAGCCCGAUGGGGCCGCCGGCCGGGCUGGCCCGGUUCGGAUCGGCCCCCGGGUCGCUCCUCGCGGGGAUCGCGGACUCGGUGAUCGGCGGCGCGGGGGGAGGGGGUAGGGCGGCGCUCGUCCGCCACAGCAGCUCCCCCGCGGGGCUCCUCUCCCAUCUCGGGGUCGAUCACGCAGGUCCAAGGGGGAUAGGGAGCUACUCUCAAACAGGCACCGAGUUUGUCCAGGCAAUGAUGGCGAGUCAGAAGUUAAGGCCUCAAUGGAGCUUCUCGCGACAGGACUCGCUGUCGCAGAUUGCAGAGAUGAGCAUCCCCGACAUAGGAGAGAGUUCCAAUGAUUUCUCCAUCACCUCGUGGGAUGAUACGAAUUCAUUCAUGUUCUCCGCUCCUUCGAGCAAGCGAGCCAAGGAUAACAAUGCGGAGAUUAUCACUAGUAUGAGUAACUUGGACUCGCAGAUUGGCCUGCAAGGCACCUCACUGGAGAUCUCCGGGAUGGAGAACUACCUGCAGAUCCAAGAAGAUUCCGUCGCUUGCAAACUCCGUGCCAAGCGCGGGUGUGCGACACACCCGCGGAGCAUUGCUGAGAGGGAAAGAAGAAUAAGGAUCAGCAAAAGGUUGAGGAAGUUACAGGAUCUUGUUCCAAACAUGGACAAGCAAACAAGCACAUCAGAUAUGUUGGAUUUGGCCGUCCAAUACAUCAAAGAUCUGCAGAGCCAAGUUCAGCUCAAAUUCUGAGGGAUGGAACAUACCAGCAGAUCAACUUAUUAUUGUUGAAGCUAAACGAAGAGCAAGCAAAUUGCACUUGCUCAAGCAAGGUUUGAGCUUGGAAACUUCAUGUGCAUUAGGGUGUUUUUACGCCAUUUAGUGGCUAAUUUGGAAAGAGAGGACAUUUUAUUCAUUGGGAAGUCAUGUAUAAGAGUUGCACAAUGCUAAUAUCUUAGGUUCUCUUUCACUUGGGUUUGUUUUCUAAAUGUAGCAUAGGCAAUAAAACUAGUGUUAAGCACUGGUUUUUUGCUAGUGUAAAGCUAGUGAACUUCUUUGAGUUUGUAAUUUAGAUACUCCCUUGAUCCUUUCAUCUUAUUGUCUUUGUGAGGAGAAAUUAAUCCUUUUCGGUUAUAAAUCAAAAGCUUGCGUCU
This is a messenger RNA of Ananas comosus (pineapple), 1232 nucleotides long. Its product is annotated as transcription factor bHLH128-like. Gene Ontology annotation, biological process: regulation of transcription by RNA polymerase II. The transcript is spliced from 7 exons. The record is from RefSeq and is a predicted model, not a curated record. The coding region runs from base 61 to 831 and encodes 256 amino acids. Lineage: Eukaryota; Viridiplantae; Streptophyta; Magnoliopsida; Poales; Bromeliaceae. Gene Ontology annotation, molecular function: DNA-binding transcription factor activity, RNA polymerase II-specific; RNA polymerase II cis-regulatory region sequence-specific DNA binding; protein dimerization activity. Gene Ontology annotation, cellular component: nucleus.